AUGCACAACAACUUUAACACCCCCACGAGAAUUGGCAACAGUGUCAGCGCGGACACCAGCCCGGACUUGACACUGAGCCGCAACCUUGCGGGCAUUACGUGGAACACAACACAUCACACAUUAGGGAGCGAUCAUUACAUCCUCUACGUUACAGUACCCUACAAACACAGAACGACCCCUCACCUAACACACAAACUCACCAACUGGGAUGCAGUCCGCGCCGCACGGGCGGCCCUUCCUGACGCUCCCAUUACAGACAUCGACCAGUGGGUGGCAUCACUCAUGAACGAUGUCUCCGCACACACUCGAACCCUUGACACCACACCAGAUACGCCCACCCUCGACACUCACCUGGCGCACCUAUGGGAGGCCCAUCAUAGCAUCCUAGAGCGCUGGAAAGGGCAAAAACUCAACCGGACCCUUAAAAAGCGGCUAGCCGCACUGCAAACAAAAAUUACUGAGCACUCUGAGGAGCUCUGCCGAUCCAACUGGGGACAGAUUUGCGAUAGUAUGGCUGGCAAUCUGUCCUCCAAGCGCAGUUGGCAACUCCUCCGUCACUUAAUUGACCCCACGCAAUCUAAAACAGCCACACAACAACACGUCACACGCCUUAUACACAAGACCAACCUUUCUCCCGACGCACUCAUCGACGUACUUAGGAACACACACACAACUCCCGGUAUCUCAAACCCCCUGCCCCCCUAUGCAGGCACCCCGAAUGCCAAUCUCGACGCGGAGAUUACGGAAGCAGAAGUCAGAGCGGCCCUCCUGACUCUCCGCUCUAAUUCCACUCCAGGAGUUGACCGUAUCUCCAAUAGCAUGCUCCGCAAUUUGGACGAUCAGUCGAUUGCCCAGCUCACGGAGUACUUCAACACAUGCUGGCAGGAGGGCACCCUUCCGCAAUCCUGGCGUCACGCCAAAAUCUUAUUCAUACCCAAGCCCCACAAACCCCUUACACCUGCAAAUCUUCGCCCCAUCUCCCUAACCUCAUGCCUGGGCAAGCUUUUGGAGCAUGUCGCACUCGCCCGACUCACACAACACAUGGCGGAGCAAGACCUCUACCCGCACAGCAUGGUGGGCUUCUGUCCCCACCUGUCGGCACAGGACGCCAUGCUCCAGCUCACACAGGAUAUUUUCGACCCCCUCAUACCGGGCCACACAAAAGCCGUCCUCGCCUUGGAUCUCUCCAAGGCCUUUGAUCGCCUAGACCAUCAAGCGAUAAUGGCGGCGCUCUCCCCCUUGAACAUAGGUGAACUGGGAUUGGCACCCCCCAGGGAUCUGUCCUCUCACCUUUUCUCUUCAAUGUCACUCUCAUCCCCCUUGCCCGCAAACUACAAAACAUCCCUCACCUUCGGCACACACUCUAUGCUGAUGAUAUCACUCUAUGGACCACCCAUGGCAGUGAUGGAGACAUAG
This is a messenger RNA of Dermacentor albipictus, 1416 nucleotides long. RefSeq lists its product as uncharacterized. The record is from RefSeq and is a predicted model, not a curated record. Lineage: Eukaryota; Metazoa; Arthropoda; Arachnida; Ixodida; Ixodidae.